UUAACACUAUUUUAACGUGACAUUACUAUCUGAAAUACCCUUGUUUAGUUAGUUCCUAUCGAAAUUAUUGAAAACAGUAUCAUAUUGCCACUUUUAACAAAAGCAAACAACCAAUCGCUCUACUUACUUCGACAGUUAGGUUAAUGAACGGGGUGAAUCAAACAAGGUCGGAACAGCUGAGCAGCGCGCUGUUAAUUCAAGGGCGGUAAAAUCAGUAUUGGACGGUAAAAUCAGUAUAGGAAUAUACAAAGAUGGCUUGUCUGCUGUACCUUACAUUCAUUACAAUAACUUUAGCCCUUGUGACGACGCUGAUAGCACUCGCUGUACCGGUCUGGCAGCAGUCGAGUGUCGAGGUUUCAGGGGUAACCGUAACCUUAAAGACUUACACCUACAGCGGAUUAUGGAGCGUGUGCACAAGACAAGAAAUCGUGGGUUCGGAUGCGAUCGAUUGCAGCACAUACCUAGAUUCUGGUGUUAAAUAUCAUGGAAGCGUCAAGGGAGUGCAGGCUAUGCUGAUCAUAGGUGGCGCUCUAUGUGCAGCAGCGUUCGUGGCCAUCAUUAUAAAAUGGUGCAUUCUGUCAGAAAGCGAUAUUCUUGGAAAAAUUGUUUCAGGACUUUGCAUUGGAGCCGCCGUGUUCCUGCUACUUGGCGUAAUCGUAUAUUCCACAGCGGUGGCAGAUGACCAAAACUUUGACAUGAAUGAUCUUAACGCAGGAUUUGCGUUAACAAUAUGCGCUGCGGCGUUACUUCUUGUGGCGGGAGUUAUCGUCUGCUUCCUAGCGUCAUAAUUACCGGUUACAUACCGGAAGUCUGACAUGUAUCACCGGAAGUAGGACAUGUAUCAACAGUGUAUUUAAGAUACCAUAUUGCUGUUUUAGUAUAUGCUUUGUUUAUUUUUUUUAGAAUCUUUGACUGUGAUAUGAAUAUUUGUGAUAAUUAAUAGUUUAUUCUUGAAUGAUUUCAAAUUGAUGAGCUUUGUCACUUUUGAAUGGUAUUCUUCUUAUGAAAUAAAUGUUUAGAGCUAUUCAAGAGA
Messenger RNA from Ruditapes philippinarum (Manila clam), 1033 nucleotides. RefSeq lists its product as uncharacterized. Lineage: Eukaryota; Metazoa; Mollusca; Bivalvia; Venerida; Veneridae. Bases 252 to 788 code for a protein of 178 amino acids. The transcript has 3 exons. The record is from RefSeq and is a predicted model, not a curated record.